Messenger RNA from Orbicella faveolata, 1588 nucleotides. RefSeq lists its product as uncharacterized. The record is from RefSeq and is a predicted model, not a curated record. Lineage: Eukaryota; Metazoa; Cnidaria; Anthozoa; Scleractinia; Merulinidae.
UUCUUCGAAGGCCGAAUGUCAGAUUGGCUGAAAUAUUAUCUCUUCAGACAUCGUUAACAAACAGGAAAGCAAUCGUGAUGUUUCUAAAUGUUGCUAAGCAGGUGACGAAAGCGAGCGCACCCCACGUCACCGGUAAUCCGGUAAAUGCGGUGAAAUUUCCCCUGGAUUCUCGUUUCUUUUUUCAAAGCAAAUUUGAAGGAGAGCUUAGCUGCAAGAAUCGACUACUCGAAUAUUAGAAACCAGAAAAAGAAGGAAAAAGAAACGGUUUUCAUCCUUUUUAAUCUGCCCGGUCCCGUGAACUCUAACCGCGAGACCCGCGCACACCCGCAACGUUCCCGCAUAUGGACUUACUCAGGUCUAGCUCUCCGCGGCCAUUUACAGGUGACGCCUGGCAACAAAUGUGCUGAUGUAGUUUUACCGGUUCAACAAUACGAUUUCUGUCGGCUAUGUCUUAGGAUCAGCUUAGAACUCAACUCACUAGAACAGAAACAUGGCAGAAAGUCCUUCGGCGGGGUAUGAACUCCAAGAUGAAAACGAUGUACCUCCUCUGGAGGAUAUGUCAGAACUAAUUCAACAAGUAAACAAGUUACGCGAGGAUGUGUCACCUGGACAAUCGUCGGAACAAUCGACAAAAAUGUCAGCCACAAAACCAAAGAUAAAGUCAGAAUCUGCAGCACAGACCCCCAAGGCUUCAGAAAGUCAGAGGACAUUUGGUGGAUUUAAGAAAGGUUUUUUAACAAACUCCAAACCAAGAAAGGUAAACUUUACGCAGUCAUCAAAAUCUACAAACAAAAGUGCUGAAACAGAUAUGCCUGUGAUCAGGGCCAAGAAUCCAGAACAAAAAACCAAAGGAAUAGAGAUACCAGAAGUUCAGGAAGCAAUGAAGUCUAGCAUACCAAGCUUGGAGAACAAAGAUUGGAUUACAGAUGAGCUAUUAAAGAAAAUUGAGAGCAAUCCUUCUCUAGCAAAGCUGCUUAUGGAUCCCACCUUCACAGCUGCUCUGUCUCAAGUGCAGACAGACCCCAUGAAGGCACUGGCCAUGUUGGAAAGCCACCCAGAAAUGCAGAAAGCUCUUCAAGACUUCAGUGGAAUUUUAGGAGAACACUUCACCAUGCUUGGAAAUGCAAGAGGUGAAUCGGAACCAAGCAAUCCUCAAGAUACCAACAUUGGACUGACUGAAAGAUCAAGUGCGAGGCAACAACCUCCUGUCCCUCCCUCCCCUGAGGAUGAGGCCAAAAUGCAGGAAAUUCUGUCAGAUCCUGAAGUUAUGAAAGUGCUUCAAGAUCAUCAAAUACAGCGAUUAUUGACCUUGAUGAAAACCAAUCCUGAAACUGCACAGUUAGAAGUAAAGAAUGCUACUGCUGAAAUGAGAGUUAAAAUACAAAAGCUGGUGGAUGUCGGACUUCUGGGCUUUGCUCAGUGACCUGGCAGAAAUUACCAGUAACCUCAUUAUUGACCAUUAUUGUGGAGCCUAAAAAGAGCUCCUUAAGUAAAUGUCAGGCUGCCCAGUACGAUAGACUUCAAGAACUACUAUAAGAAAAUCUGCCAUGCAUGGCAACAAGACCCAGCAACAUGGCAUACCAAUCAG